AUGGAUAUCGUGAUCGAGUGUCUUGUUCCAUUAAUGGUUGACGUAUCAGGUAUGACGAAAAUAAUGAAUUCCGUACUGUACGCGAAUGAGAUAAGAGCCUUGCUCGAUCAAAUAAAAGAUGAUUUUUAUUCGUUAAAAAAUUCCAAUGACAUAAAGAUACUUGAAAAAUAUGCGGAUAGUGGUAAAAAAUCCUCGACCAUUUAUAUUUGUGUGAUGUAUAUAUUAACAGUAGCAUUUUUAUUGAUGCCCCUCCAACCGUUAAUCCUUCAAGUCACCAAUGUCACUCGGCCUAUGUUGCACAGAGUCGAAUAUUACAUCGACAUGGAUAAGUAUUAUUUUCACAUACUGAUUCACGGAUAUUUCACCGCUAUAAUUUGCGUUACGUCCAUCGUCGCGACCGAUGCAAUAUUUGUCAUAUUUAUGCGACACGCUUGCGGUCUAUUUAUCAUAACUGGCUCGCGAAUAGAACAAGCUAUACAGGAAAUAUACCUGAUCGGAGAUGUCAAUCUCCCAAUUACAAAAGAUACGGCGUACCAAAAUAUGGUACAGUGUGUUCACGAUCACAGAGCAGCUAUAAGGUUUGUCAAUCUCAUAGAAAUUGUGUAUUCCAAACACUUUCUAUUCCAUGCCGGGCUGAAUAUGAUAGCUAUGAGCGUUACAGGCGUUGGGCACGCGAUGCUCAGUCUCAUGAAUGGCACUAGGCUGAAAUCGUUAAAAGAUAUUGACCUGUAG
This is a messenger RNA of Acromyrmex echinatior (Panamanian leafcutter ant), 732 nucleotides long. Its product is annotated as odorant receptor 13a-like. Lineage: Eukaryota; Metazoa; Arthropoda; Insecta; Hymenoptera; Formicidae. Gene Ontology annotation, cellular component: plasma membrane. Gene Ontology annotation, biological process: sensory perception of smell; detection of chemical stimulus involved in sensory perception of smell. The record is from RefSeq and is a predicted model, not a curated record. Gene Ontology annotation, molecular function: odorant binding; olfactory receptor activity.